Carica papaya (papaya) is the source of this 1595-nucleotide messenger RNA. NCBI's taxonomy places the organism in Eukaryota, Viridiplantae, Streptophyta, Magnoliopsida, Brassicales, Caricaceae. The record is from RefSeq and is a predicted model, not a curated record.
UUGAGAGAUUGUGAAAAUGUUAAGCUUAACAGUAAAACCAACAAUGGCGACCACGGAGUAAAAGGGAAAGCCAAAGCAUUCCUGCUGUUGUAAAAUUGAAAGAUAUUUUAAGCGCUGCUGCUCUGUUAACAGCGUGGAGAAAGUGAAGCAGAGAGCAGCUAGAGAGAGACUGGGACCAUUACUGCAUCCAGUCUCCAAUCAGAAUCGAUUGAAUGUUACAAAGUGACUCGCAUAAAGAUAGAAUGGAUCUAGAUUUUCUUCUACACGCCUUAGUGCCUACUUGGAACUCUGUAGCUAUAUUAGCUGUGUUCUUCACUUAUUUGGCGAUCGUUGGAUCUAUUCUACCGGGUAAAAUUGUCCCCGGGGUUCUCUUGUCCGAUGGCACUCGCCUUCGUUAUCGCUGUAAUGGAUUGGUUUCACUUCUAUUGCUGGUUACGCUUCUCGGGGUCGGUGCUAAGAUGGAUUUCAUAUCGCCUGCUAUGAUAGCAGAUAGAGGGCUUGAGCUGCUGUCAACAACUUUUUUAUUCAGUUUUCUGGCAACAUUGAUGCUCUAUAUUGCUGGUUGCAAGUCCUCCAGUCAAAGUUCCUCUCUGAAGCCUCAUUUAACAGGAAACCUGAUAGAUGAUUGGUGGUUUGGGAUACAACUCAAUCCUUGUUUUAUGGGCAUUGAUCUCAAGUAAGUGGUCUCGCCUUUCUUUUCUGGACCUUUGUGAAGUAUGUAAUAAAUUAUUCCAUUUCUCUGCACAUUAGCUGUGUAGCUUAUAAGUGGCUCCUUAAGCCAGUCGAUGAUUCUUUACCAAAUAUUCUGUGCGCUCUAUGUCCUGGAUUACUUCGCUCACGAGGAGUACAUGACCUCUACAUGGGACAUAAUUGCAGAAAGAUUAGGUUUCAUGUUGGUGUUUGGAGAUCUAGUGUGGAUUCCUUUCACUUUUAGCAUCCAGGGUUGGUGGCUUUUAGGAAACAAGGUGGAGCUGACGACGGUUGCAUCGAUAGCAAAUUGCUUUGUCUUUCUAAUUGGAUACAUGGUUUUUAGAGGAGCUAAUAAACAGAAACAUUUGUUCAAGAAAAAUCCAAAAGCACUUAUAUGGGGCAAACCUCCAAAGGUUGUUGGAGGAAAGUUGCUUGCAUCUGGUUAUUGGGGAAUUGCGCGGCACUGUAACUACCUCGGGGACCUGCUGCUAGCUCUCUCCUUCAGUUUGCCUUGUGGAAUAAGCUCCCCAGUUCCUUACUUCUACCCUAUCUAUCUUCUUAUUCUGUUGAUAUGGAGAGAACGAAGAGACGAAGCUCGCUGUGCGGAGAAGUACAGAGAAAUUUGGAAGGAGUACCGCAGACUUGUUCCUUGGAGAAUUUUACCAUAUGUUUACUAGCAGCAGAGCAGCAUGGUUGUCCAGCCAAUAGGCCUCUUAGCUUUGGAAUCCAUCUUGAGCCCACUUGCCCUACCGCGUUUCCGGUGGCUAUAAAUUGAAUUUUGAUGAAAUUAGUGGCCAGAAAUUGACAUCAGUUAACUUUGUAGUUCAUUUUUCUAACAUAUAUUGUUAGUGGAGGACAUGAGCCUGUAACAGCUCUUUAAUUUAUUUAUGUUGGUUUUGUCAAAA